Messenger RNA from Musa acuminata AAA Group (dessert banana), 1672 nucleotides. RefSeq names its product E3 ubiquitin-protein ligase At3g02290-like. The transcript is spliced from 5 exons. Bases 209 to 838 code for a protein of 209 amino acids. Gene Ontology annotation, molecular function: ubiquitin-protein transferase activity. The record is from RefSeq and is a predicted model, not a curated record. NCBI's taxonomy places the organism in Eukaryota, Viridiplantae, Streptophyta, Magnoliopsida, Zingiberales, Musaceae.
AUCUCUCGUCGCCCAUUUCUUCCCAUAGGAGAGACAGAAGGGAGAGAGCUUUGGCUCAGUUCGAGAACCUCUCUCCUAGAACGACUCGGUUUCUGGACUCGCGCCGCGUUCUACCUAUUCCACAAGGUAGUAAAUUUAAGCGCAGAAUUCUUGAAGAUUACACAGAGGAGGAAGGAUUGGUGGGCUGUUCGGUCGUUGGAAGGAUAACAUGGAAGAGCGUGAACAUGCUCCUUGGAGAUUUAGCUGUUUCGAAUUCUUGACUCAUCUCCUUGAAAGUAAGCGUCAUCCACGAUUCCGGCAGAUUGAACAUAUUUCUCCUUCAGAUGAGCAGGGGACUACCACUCUAGCUUCUACAUCAUCGGUGCAAACCGAUACCAGAAAUGAUACAGAUCUUUCUUCUCCAAGGCCAUUGUCACAUACCGAUCCUGGAUGCUCUCACUCACAGUGCCAAAAUGAUGGAUUUGUGUUACGGCGUGCCAGGGGUCCGAUACCUCUUCAUGAAAAAUCCCAAUUACUCAGAUAUGAUUUUCAUAUGAACACAGAAUUAAUGGAGAAUUUAAAUGAAUCCAAGUAUGAAGGAGGAUCCAUGAUGUCAUCUCCGGAGAGUUCAUCGAAGCAGCCAUUAUCAGAAAUGACAACUGGAAUAACAUAUCUGCAUUCAGAAUCUGAGGAUGAAGAUGUGUGUCCAAUAUGCCUUGAGGAGUACACAUAUGAAAAUCCAAGGAUUCCUUUGAAGUGCACUCACAUUUACCACCUUAGCUGUAUAUAUGAAUGGUUGGAGAGAAGUGAAUCCUGUCCAAUCUGCAGCAAGAUGGUGCAAUUUAACGAAGAAACGUGAAUCCCGAUUCCCUCAAUGGAAGCUGCAACGUUCACGUAGAUGUGAUCAACGUUUAAAUGAAAGAUCAAAGAUAGACAACACUUCGUCUCAUUUUAAUUUUGUUGUUUCUUUCUUCUGAGAAAGAAAAAGUGGAUUUAACGUGCUUUUAUUCCGUCAACAUGAGAUUAAAAUGCUUGUUUUAUUUUGUAUUUUUUUUUCAAGUUACUUAAUUCAGAAAGGAAAAUUGGGCCUUAGACAUGCUUGCAUGGAUAAUUUGCAGUAUUAAUGUUGAAUCUUAAGACUUAUAUCAGUCUAUUACUCAAUAUAUAGUUUCGUAUAAACAAUUUUCUUCCAAGGCCCAAAUUCUUCUCUAUUAGAAAGAAUAAAUAAAAAAAUUCCUUCUUUCAUUGUCAAAUAUAGGGAAAUACGUUAUUUUAAGCUCAUGUUGAUCCAUCCUGGAUCACCAAUAGUUUCUGUAACUCAUGAUCAGCCUAUCUGGAUCAUCGUGAGUAAUGACACCUUUUAUUGUAUUAAAUAUGAUUUGAAAUCUUGAUACUUCGGUAGACAAGAAGAAGAAGAAGAAGAAGAGGAACAGAAGAUAGAAAGGAAUUUGAUUUUAGAUGUUAAUCGGAUAAAAUUCUCUGAUUCAAGAUCAGGCCGAUUGGUGCAUACUGAUGCCAUCGCUAUUUAGAACAAUGAUAACAAAUAUUAUAAAUGAUAUUUAACUGACCAUGUUGCAAUAAUUAAUUAUGUAUAUUAUAAACGGAUCCGAGAUUAUUAGUUUGCUUGUAUUUCGUUUCUGAUUUCAUCAGUUUCAAGAAUUGACUUCUUAAUGAAUAAAAAAAGCAACAAUCA